AUGAUGAGGCUCCAUAUUGUUCCAUCAAAUGUUGAUUGCCCAAACCAAGUGUUCGCUCUGGUCAGUAAUUCCCUUUGUGCUUCAUAUUCUUCAAUCAAAGAGAGAAAAGGAACCAAGUAUGGCAGUCCCUUUGAAUCGAGAAAGUUGUUCAAGUCACUGAUUUUGUUGGAUAAAUGUUAUUCAAGAGUCAAUAAAUUAAGGACAGUUAGCAGGGCAAGCAUGGAUGAAGGAUUUUCACAGUAUCAUGCUGAAGGGGGAUCAGCACAAAGCUGGGGUUUAUCAGGUGAUGAAGAUUAUGCUCAUGGUUAUUCAAUUAACACUGGUGGUUGUGCUGCAAGUGAAACAAAACCCUCUUCCAGGAAAGAUGGAGUCCCCAUGUUUUCUAGAAAUUCCUUGUGGCAAUCCCAGGUUGACUUAUUGGAGCCUAAAAUGCUUGGGAUUACGCCAGAGCCGCCCGAUUGGCCGGAGAGGAAGUCAGUUAUGUGGGCAAAUUUGGAACAAAAAGCCAAGAGAUUUGAUCUUCCUUUCUCACUUAAGAUGAUUCAGAAAAGGCACCAAAGAGAAGGAAGUCUAAAAGGGAUGGGAGAUUUGGCUUGUUCCUCAGUGACAAAGGCUUUUUCAUCCAUGGUAUCCAUCAUAGUUGAGCUUCAGAGCUGUGCAUUGCAUAUGAGGGAAGCACUUUGCGAUGAAGAUUUAAAGCUCAUCAUCUCUAGAGUGCAGAGCGACAUGCAUUUGUCUUUCGCCUGGUUGUUUCAGCAAGUCUUUUCUCGAACACCAGCGUUGAUGGUCCAUGUGAUGAUUCUAUUGGCAAACUUUAGUGUGUAUUCAACGUCACAUAACUUCGCAGCUGCACAGGCUUCUCUGUAUGAAGCUGCAGAAGGGAUAGAAUCACUUCAACAUUCUCAUCUUGAUAACUUGUUAAUGGAGAAAUUAACUUCCACAGAAGAAGCCAGUGAAGCAGAUAGUGAAAUUGACGACUUACGUCAUUUAGGAAUGUCUUCAGGUGGAGACCCUAAAGAGGUUUUGCAGGUUGGCAAUCCAAUGUUCAGAAAUGCGGCUGAGGUUUCUUUGUGGAAUUCUUUUCUGGAUGAAGCGAAAAGAAUGCAAGCUGAAUCAGAUGAGCUGGUUCUGGAUCACGAUGUGCUGCGAAGAUUUGUUUCUCCGAUUUCUGUGGAGCUAGAACCUGAUAAAAAAUACAUGGAGUUUCUUAGGACUGAUCUUAUGUACCAGAUGGGAUUGUCUCAGGAACCCGAUAAUCCGCUUCUGCUCAGCAAUUAUGCACAAUUUCUGCAUUUGGUUGCCCAUGACUACAACAGGGCAGAAGAGUGUUACAAGCGGGCGAUUCAGGUGGAGCCACGAGAUGCCGAACCCCUCAUCCGGUAUGCUGACUUCUUGUGGACAGUUAGAAAGGAUUUGUGGAGAGCAGAAGAUACUUACCUGCAAGCCCUAUCGAUUGAGCCAGAGAGCUCUUAUUAUGCAUUUAAGUACGCCAGUUUUUUGUGGAAUUCGGGUGCUGAGGAAACGUGUUUUCCUCUAGACACUCCUGACAUCAACAUCAGUAAUUCAAAUCUGUAA
Oldenlandia corymbosa var. corymbosa is the source of this 1575-nucleotide messenger RNA. The record is from the annotation of a GenBank genome assembly. Lineage: Eukaryota; Viridiplantae; Streptophyta; Magnoliopsida; Gentianales; Rubiaceae.